AUGGCGACGCAAGGCGGCCGCUACAUCAAGCGUCUUGGGUUGUCUUACUCUGAUGAGCCGAUUCUGACUCUGCCCGUCCCAGGAUCUCGAAUAUAUGUGGUUACGGAGCCGUCAUUGGCCGCCAGCGUUCAGCGUAAUACCAAGACAUUAUCAAUGUCGCCUCUGCUGCCGGAGAUAACCAAGCGGGUUCUAGGACUUGAUGAGAAAACGUGUCGCGUAAUUGGACAAAAUCUGGAUCCGGAACCCGGGGAGCCCCGGGGGUUCUUUGCCGACAUCCAUGAUUGGGUGUAUUCUUGCUUUGGGCCUGGUGAAUAUGUGAAUACAUUAAGCUGUGAAGCGGCGCAGGAGUUAUGCUUCCAGUUGCUUCAAGAGGUUAAAGCCUCUAACGACGCUGGCCAUGUCUCUAAGCCCGUCGAUCUUUUGGCUUGGAUUCGUCAUCUGGUCACCGUGGGUACAGGAAAGUUUCUCUUUGGACCAAACAAUCCUAUUUCGGAAGAGCCAGACUUGGAGCAUGAUUUCUGGGCAUUCGACCACGGCCUUGGCGGACUGCUUAUCGGGAUCUUGCCAUCUCUCACGGCUCCUAAAGCAUACAAAGGCCGAGAGAGGUUAACGGCGGCCUUCCGCAAGUAUUUGGAAGCCGGCCAUUUGGAUUCAGCAUCGUUGAUUGUGAAAGGUAGAGCGCGGAUCGAGAAGGAAUAUGGCAUGGAUAUAGAUAUGACAGCUCGGUCGGCUUUGUCGUUCCUUUUUGCUGGUAUUGUAAAUGCGACGACUACAACUUUCUGGGUGGUAUUGAGAAUUUUCGCGGAUCAACAACUCCUUAACCAAGUGCGACAAGAAAUUCGUCAGGCGCUAGAACUCAGCAGCCAGCGCUCUGGACCAGGUUCAUUAAGCAUUGGAGUGGUCAAAGAAACGUGCAAAACGCUAUUUGCCGUUUAUAGGGAGAGUCUGCGCGUCGGGUCGGAGAAUUUCUCUGUUCGGUUGAUCAAAGAAGACACGAUGCUGGCCGACCGGAGCACCAUCUGGGGCCAAGACGUAGACGAGUUUAAUCCUGGCAGAUUUCUCAAAGAGAAGGGCAAAAGCGAUGGGUUUCACCCAGCAGCCUUUCGAGGAUUCGGUGGUGGCAAGACUUUGUGUCCUGGCCGUGACUUUGCCACCAAUGAGAUUUUGCUAUUUGCUGCGAUGAUCAUUCAUACAGUUGAUAUUGUUGCUCCUGAUGGAGGUACCGUUGCUGUUCCUGAGAAAGACGACCGGAUCAUGCCGGUUCACAUUCUCGAGCCGGUGACGAACCCCAAAGUCAUCAUCAAGCCCAGAGUAGAUGAUGCAGGGAUACUGAGUCAACUCAAAGCAGUGAUGUAA
Molecule: messenger RNA, 1356 nt
Organism: Trichoderma breve
Lineage: Eukaryota; Fungi; Ascomycota; Sordariomycetes; Hypocreales; Hypocreaceae
Product: cytochrome p450 domain-containing protein
Exons: 3
Coding region: 1-1356 (451 amino acids)
Molecular function (GO): monooxygenase activity; heme binding; iron ion binding
Source: RefSeq, a predicted model, not a curated record